UAUACGUCCAAAAGCGGCUUUGUCCCCCCGGAGCGUCAUGACGUCACCCAGCGUCGAGAUGGAGGAGUGCGGCAUCUGUUACCUUGACUACGACCAGGAGAGAAAGCCGCGCCCAUUGGCCGCCUGCCGCCACGUGAUCUGUUCCGGUUGCCUCAAGCACCUGGCGGCCAAAGGCAGCGAAGUGACCUGCCCCUUCUGCCGCGCGCCUUCCCCGCUGCCUAGCGACGACGAGGAGGAGGAGGCGGGGAACGGUGACGUCACGGGGCCAUUCAAGUGGUUGAAGAGACUGUACAGAAAAUCCAGGGCGGGGUCUCGCCGUAGAGGUUCUCUUCCCAAGGAGGACCUGCGGGACAUGGCGUUGAUGUGCUCCUACUUCAUGUGACCACUUGCGUGUGACUUCUGCUCUUGGCGUGGCCCUCUACGCCUGGAUUUGGUGGACGCCCGGAGGAUUUGGAACCAUCGAGAAGACGGGGUCAGAAAUGGCGGCUCUGGCGCACCUCCUAGGUGCCCCGGCGGAGCGUAUGGCGGGAGAAGGCUGGCGCGUUUUGGACUGCUCCCGUGAACCCCCUCGCUCUGGAUUAUGGAGGUGUCCUGAGUGGGUGACCCCUUCCCCCCACUUUCUUCUGAGACUUGCUGAACCGAGGAGUUGCUGCUGAGGCGUGAGCCACAACAUGCCUCCUUUCUGAAGCCCCGUGGACUUGGUGUGCCGCCGGUAGGAUUUCACCCGGUGACGUCAUGCUUCCUGUGUCGGGCCGGACUCGCUGACUCAUCGUCAUUAAUGUAUGAUGUCACUCCUCCUCCCAUGAUGCACUUUGGUUUUUGACUAUUUAUGUAUUUAUUGUAUGAGGUGUUAUAUUUUAUAAAUUUAUAUCAUGUA
Molecule: messenger RNA, 877 nt
Organism: Bufo gargarizans (Asiatic toad)
Lineage: Eukaryota; Metazoa; Chordata; Amphibia; Anura; Bufonidae
Gene: RNF227
Product: ring finger protein 227
Exons: 2
Coding region: 38-382 (114 amino acids)
Biological process (GO): protein ubiquitination
Molecular function (GO): ubiquitin protein ligase activity
Source: RefSeq, a predicted model, not a curated record